This is a messenger RNA of Acanthopagrus latus (yellowfin seabream), 937 nucleotides long. RefSeq lists its product as uncharacterized. Lineage: Eukaryota; Metazoa; Chordata; Actinopteri; Spariformes; Sparidae. The coding region runs from base 32 to 724 and encodes 230 amino acids. The transcript is spliced from 3 exons. The record is from RefSeq and is a predicted model, not a curated record.
AAGGGCUCAUUUCACGACAACCACACAUUUUAUGUGGUCUGACCAGCGGAAACAUCAGCACAUCCUUCCCCACCUCUGCCAGGUCUCAGUGUCAUCCAGUGUCAGAUCCCAAUUACCUUUUUUUUUUCUCACCUCUUUCUCUCCUGGUCCAGGGAUGUCGUCUCUUCUGAGGGAGGAGAUGCAGAGAGUUUUAUUCCGACCUGGAAAACAGAGACUGGUGGAGUUUAUCGAGAUCGAAGAGCCGACACAUGGAAGGCAUUUUCUCUGCGCCUCAGUUGCGAAAAACAAAGUGGUGCAGCUGAGUAUAGUUCGAUGUCAGAUAUCUCAGACAACCUUAAAGUCUGGAUCCAAGAAGUCUCGCACCAAACGCUCAUGCAUACAGGAGUGCUACAGGAGGGCGGAGGUCUGGUCCCUGCAGGACCUGACUCUUAUUGACGGACGGGACCCUGAUGUGGAUGACCCCUGUUUCUUGCUGCACUUUGACAAGGUGCGUACAGUGAAGGCCGUCAGCUGCUCAGCCAAAUACGCCUUUGUGCGUGCCCUGGUUGCUCUCAGCGAUCAGCACUGUCAGAGGUCACUGAACCUGCAGAACUUUGACUGGGCCUACAUAAAGCCCACUUCUUUCUACUCCAACAGAGGAGACUGUGUAGUUCUGUCACAGAUAUGCUUCUAUGCACUCAAUUUAGUGUGUCUGUCCAUGUGUCCUGUGCCCCUGGAUGCAUAAUGGUAUGACACAACAAUUGUGUGUGCGUGUGUUUGUGUGUGUCAAUUUAGGUGUGUGUAUUUAUAAAACUAUUGUGAGUCAGAGAUGCGGAAGUGAAUGUAAGCUUGUGGCUUCCUUAACACUAAUAAGGCUUUAAUGAGUCACACACCAUGAAAAUGUCUUUUGCAUUUGUACUCCGCUAAAUGUAUCUCAAAUAAAACAACUAAAAAAAUG